GGAAAAUAUUGAACAGCGUCUGAAAGAAAUGGAGAAACGCGGACUGAUCCGUUCGAAAAUGGCAAAGCCGGCCCAAGUGGGAUUAUACCACUAUUAUCAUACGGAUUUUUAUUAUUCAAUGCCGGAAAUAAGCAAGGACCGCGAAAUGAAUGGCGUCAAAAGGGUGUUGAUAUUCUGCACCCUGAUUGUGAUACUGCCGGCCACCCUUAUUGUCAUACCACUGUAUUUGCGAAGAACGGUCUUUGCCGAAGUCGUCUAUCCAGUGGCCGAAUCGGAUAUCAUUGAGAUACGUGAUGGCAUUUCCUCGAUAUUUUGCCAACAACAUUCCCUGAGAAUGAACAGCAACUUCAAUGCCUUCCAGCUGAGCAGCAAACCGGAAAUAUCUUCGAAUCACAAACAUAUCCGUCUCAAGAAAUCCAUGACCCUGCCGGAUGAUACCUUUGAAUAUUGGGGAUUUUAUUUACUGAAGGGGGCAAGGGUGUUGCUGAAAUUUUGUUCCCGUUACGAGGGGGCCCGCAUGUUGGUUGUCAAGGGUGCCCGGGAAUUGGACACCUGUGGUCUGCUCGAUCAUAACAAAAAGAAAAUGGGUCCAAAUUAUCCCCAGAAUCAUGAACAGGUCAAGGUUUUCUUUGAGGAUAUUAAAGAGAUACCCGUGAAUAAUGAUAGUGAGGCGCAGACGAGUACCACCGCACAGCCUAUGGGACCGGUUCCCGAAAGUCUCAUGGAAUUGGAAAAUAGUGGUGGUGAAGAUUUAUCCGAGGAUUAUGAAUAUGAUAUGGAUGAUGAUGAGGAGGCAGCAAGUAGCAGUACAACGACCACCACGACAACAACCACCACAGAACCUCCUCCGAAGACCACCAAGGUGAGAGGUAAAAAAUUGAAAAAGGGAUCUCCCAACUCUUUGAAAAAUCAUCAUGAUCACAAUGGUAACAGUCUUAUGUCCAAGGAGGAGGAAUUGAAAACCGUGGCCCAUGAGGAAAGCAAUACCAGGGCAAGGAGAUCACAUCAUCGGGCAGCGACACACCAACGCAAACAACGCCUCUACGAUCAACUCUACAAAUCGCGACGGAAACGUGAUCACAUCUACGAUCGUAAAUACACCCAUGGUGGCAAUGCCAUGAAUUUCACCGAAACCGAUGAAUCCAAUUCGAUAUCAAGUUUUGAAACCGGUCUCCUCGAGUGCUUCAAAACCAAUAAACUUUCCUUUGGCAAUUUCCCACCCAUUGCCGAGUGCACAAAUCCCCACUUUUUGGAGAACGGGUCACAUCGUAUGCUGUCGAUACAUGAAAUCGAUGCCGACGGUUAUUACUAUUACAUUUUCUACAGUGAUAACGAUUUAGUUCGUAACGAUAUUCAUGCGAUCUUCGAUAUUUACAAACCGACAUUUCAAUAUUCCAAUAUCAGCAACUCUCAGGGUUGUGUCAAUGCCACCAAUUGCACCUUUCCAAUUGGAUUUCUAUCGGAUGAAAUUGUCAUUGUUGAGGUGCCCACUCGGGAUGGUAUUGAACAUGAGGAGGAUGAUAUCACCUAUUUGAUCUCAACAUGUCAUCCACGUACCGAAAUUUAUGCCAUAUUUCCGAUAUUAGUUUUAAUUUUGAUAUUGAGUUGUUCGUUUUUAUAG
Molecule: messenger RNA, 1621 nt
Organism: Musca vetustissima
Lineage: Eukaryota; Metazoa; Arthropoda; Insecta; Diptera; Muscidae
Exons: 3
Coding region: 29-1621 (530 amino acids)
Source: RefSeq, a predicted model, not a curated record